This is a messenger RNA of Hirsutella rhossiliensis, 1539 nucleotides long. Its product is annotated as peptidase c1-like family domain-containing protein. The transcript is spliced from 2 exons. Gene Ontology annotation, cellular component: cytoplasm. Gene Ontology annotation, molecular function: cysteine-type aminopeptidase activity. The coding region runs from base 1 to 1539 and encodes 512 amino acids. The record is from RefSeq and is a predicted model, not a curated record. Lineage: Eukaryota; Fungi; Ascomycota; Sordariomycetes; Hypocreales; Ophiocordycipitaceae. Gene Ontology annotation, biological process: L-homocysteine catabolic process; proteolysis; response to toxic substance.
AUGGGUGGUCAACAGUCCAAGAGCAGCACACCUUACUCACAGAAGAGGGCCAUGCCGGAGCGCCUCCGCGCCAUGGACGUGCGAGAGGAGAAGCUGCGGUACAUCGAGGCCAGCGAAGACGACGACGACGACGACGAGAAGAGCGAGCUCCGGCUGCGCGAGCGGGAACCCGAAGCGCUUCCCCUCGAUGUCGUGGCUGCGCUUCCUUCGAGCAUCCUGCGGGAUCCCAAGAACAGGCUUGCCCUCUCUGCCCUGAGCUCGGCGAACCCGCAGCAAGUCCUGACCACCCAGGUGGCGCAGGUCUCGGAUCAGCAGGUCUUCAACGUCAAAAUCCCCUUCGAGGGCGGGCCCAUUACGAACCAGCGGAGCAGCGGGCGGUGCUGGCUCUUCGCCUCGACAAACGUCUUUCGCGUCGCCCUCAUGAACAAGUACAAGCUCGAGGCGUUUGAGCUGUCGCAGGCCUACCUCUUCUACUGGGACAAGCUCGAGAAGGCGAAUUGGUUCCUCGAGCAAAUCGUGGACACGGCCGACGAGGACCUCGAGGGCCGCCUCGUCCAGACCCUGCUGGGCGACAUUGUCUCCGACGGCGGCCAGUGGGACAUGGUGUACAACCUGGUCGCCAAGUAUGGCCUCGUCCCGCAGUCGCUCUACCCCGACAGCUGGAACGCCAAGAACUCUCGGGCCCUCAACUCGGUCCUCAAGAACAAGCUCCGCGAGUGCGCGCUGAGGCUGCGCCGCAUGGCCCGCGGGGCCUCGAGGGCCUCUCCGGCCGCCUUGAGCGCCCACAAGGACAAGAUGAUGCGAGAGAUCCAGCAGAUCAUCACGCUGCUGCUCGGGCCGCCGCCCAAGCCAACCGACGAGUUUAGCUGGGAGUACAGCGACAAGGACGGCAAGGCGCACGAGCUGGUCAUUACGCCCAAGGACUUUGCCAAGGACAUUUCAAGUGCCGAGCUGCGAAUCACGUCGGCCGUCAUCGAGAGCAUGGUGUCGCUGGUCAACGACCCUCGGCACGAGCCCCUGUCGCUGCUCACCGUCUCGCGCCUCGGUAACAUCGUGGGCGGGCGCGGCGUCAGCUACAUCAACGUCGACAUAGACACGCUCAAGUCCACGUGCGUCAAGAUGCUCAAGGCCGGUCUGCCCAUCUUCUUCGGGUGCGACGUGGGCAAAUUCAGCGACAGCACCAGCGGCAUCAUGGACACGGAGCUCUUCGACUACGAGCUCGGGCUAGGGACGAGCUUGCUCGGCAUGAGCAAGGCGCAGCGGCUACUGACGGGGGAGAGUCAGAUGACGCACGCCAUGGUGCUGACGGCGGUGCACGUGGACGAGCAGACAAACAAGCCGGUGCGGUGGAGGGUGCAGAACAGCUGGGGAGCGACUGCGGGGACUCAAGGGUGGUUCGUGAUGAGCGACGCCUGGAUGGACGAGUUUGUCUAUCAGGCCGUCGUCGACCCGCGCUUCUGCAGCAAGGAGGUGAGGAAUGUCUUGGGCAAGGAGCCCAUUGUGCUGCCGUUGUGGGAUCCGAUGGGCUCGCUGGCCUAG